AUGACUCUCAUGGAACUCCCCCGACUCUCACUCGACGCGUAUAUCGCCCUCGGCCUUGUUAUUGCCACCCCGUGGCUCUACCGCACGUUCUCCCCCUUUUCUGAGCAGAAGUCUCCCAAAUCGACGAGAGAGCUGCUGCUCUCGACUACGGUUCUUCUGCACACGUUAUAUGCGCUCUACACGCUCCUCGUGUCGCCACCGCAAAGCAUAUUCAAAGCUCUCGACGUGCCGGUGAACAUUCCACCAGAUUUCCUGCGGGCAAAGUUGGUUGAAACUCUCGGAGGAGAGGCAAAUGUGCCACAACAUCUGGAUAUUCUUCUGAAGAGGCUUGGGUUAAUGGAUUUGAGAUCACUCUAUAUCUUGUUCGGACACGACGCCCUUACAACAUGCACAUAUUGCCACACAUACAAUGACUUUGCUCUAUAUGCUUUUCCUGGUCCCCUACUGGAAUAUAUCCGUGAAAUCGCGUUCAUUGGCAUUUUGACUCUCCCUAAUUCCUCGACGUCAUACCUUCGACCUUUAGGCCUCGGCGCACUCCUUGUAUCCCUUCUGGCCGAGGCAUACUGGACUCUGACCGUACAAGUGGUUAUCCCGCCUUUCGGAAACAAGACACCAGUGACAAUGUGGCACGAAAUAUUCGUUCAACUCCGCCACGCCCUCUUCCUCCUCCUACCCCUCCUCAUUAUCAUUCUCCCCUAUCUCGGGCUUCACCGCAUCCCGAUCCUCGGUGCCUUCAUCCCUCAACCCGAACAAACAGCCAUGCCUCCAACCCCAGCCCACCUAGGGCAACAGUCCGUCAUCCCCAAAGAAGCGACGCUCAACGAUGUCACGGGCAUGACACUCAAGACGCUCAGCCACCUCGUGCCGACGCUGCACUUGCUGAAGUACUCGCACGCAGCUAUCAUGCGGUCGCAGUCGCCUGAUGCCCAGCCUCAGGAGACCCAGUCUCACGAUCUCCAAAGCCAACCUAGAUUCCAUGCACGCGCCACGAAGUGGUGGGCGGAGGAGGCAAGCGAGGGAGCCGCUGUGAGGAACGACGAGAAUGUACGCAAAGUCCUGAAGUCAGCAGGGCUGAGCAUCGAGGAGGCGAUUAAGGAGGGUGAGACGGUCGUCCAGCCUGAGGGCCAGCUGCUGCAGAGCGCAAAGACGGCGGUGAACCUGUUGAAGGAGGCUGGUAUCAGGCCAAGUGAGCAUUGGGCUUAUUAA
This is a messenger RNA of Cyclocybe aegerita, 1206 nucleotides long. Lineage: Eukaryota; Fungi; Basidiomycota; Agaricomycetes; Agaricales; Hemipholiotaceae. The record is from the annotation of a GenBank genome assembly.